Messenger RNA from Olea europaea var. sylvestris, 2032 nucleotides. Its product is annotated as lysophospholipid acyltransferase LPEAT2-like. Gene Ontology annotation, biological process: phospholipid metabolic process. The transcript has 14 exons. NCBI's taxonomy places the organism in Eukaryota, Viridiplantae, Streptophyta, Magnoliopsida, Lamiales, Oleaceae. Bases 105 to 1766 code for a protein of 553 amino acids. Gene Ontology annotation, molecular function: lysophosphatidylethanolamine acyltransferase activity; calcium ion binding. The record is from RefSeq and is a predicted model, not a curated record.
UCCAAAAUUACAUUACGUAUGUAUAUAUUCUCUCCACAUUAAUAGUCCCUCUGUCCGAAAUUUUCUCUCCCUGCAUUUCAUCCUUUCUGUCAAAGGCAUCAACAAUGGCAGAACAUCACUCUCUCUCCGCUCCGCUGCUGUCCGCGCUACCAUCGGACCAUAAGCCCCAUUUAGUUAUCAACGUUCAGGACCCGAUCCCUGACCAGACCGAAUCGACGGCCCUUCAGAGCCAAUCUGCCCUACUCCAUUUGCAGCAAAACGGCGAAAGUAAUAACAAUCGGUCGAACCCGUUUGAGUUUAUCGGGGCCCAUGAAAGUUUCGAAUUGCCCAGUUAUAGUACAAUCGAUCCGUUCCGGAACCACACGUUGAAUAUCGCAGGGGUUUAUGAGUGGGUGAAGAUUGUGAUUUGUCUGCCUAUCGCCCUGGUCAGGCUUGCGCUCUUUGGGCUUUGCCUUGCGGUGGGAUUCAUGGCAACGAAAUUGGCGCUUCACGGGUGGAAGGAUAAGGAGAACCCAAUGCCCAAAUGGCGCUGCCGGCUCAUGUUGGUCACUCGCAUUUCUGCACGUUUAAUCCUCUUCUCCUUUGGCUACCAUUGGAUAAAACGAAGAGGAAAACCUGCUCCGAGGGAGAUUGCACCUAUAGUUGUAUCUAAUCAUGUAUCAUAUAUUGAACCUAUUUUCUUUUUCUAUGAAUUAUUUCCCACCAUUGUUGCUUCUGAAUCGCAUGAUUCCAUGCCUUUUGUUGGAACCAUCAUCAGAGCAAUGCAGGUGAUAUAUGUUGAUAGAUUCUCAAGAUCAUCCAGAAAGCACGCUGUCAAUGAAAUAAAGAGAAAAGCUUCUUGCAAUCAGUUUCCUCGACUGCUUUUAUUCCCCGAGGGAACGACAACAAAUGGAAGGCUUCUUAUUUCUUUCCAACUUGGUGCAUUCAUCCCUGGUUAUCCUGUCCAGCCAGUCAUUGUUCGUUAUCCGUAUGUGCACUUUGACCAAUCCUGGGGACAUAUUACUGUUGCAAAGCUGAUGUUUAGAAUGUUCACCCAAUUUCACAAUUUCAUGGAGGUUGAAUAUCUUCCUCUCGUAUCCCCCCAUGAAAAUAGGAAGGAAAAUGCUAUCCAUUUUUCUCAGAGGACUAGCUCUGUCAUGGCAAGUGCUCUCAAUGUGGUACAAACAUCCCAUUCUUAUGGAGAUUUCAUGCUUUUUGCAAAGGCAUCCGAGUUGAAUCAGGAAAACCCCACUCAAUUUAUGGUUGGAAUGGCGUGGGUGGAAUCAUCAUUUCAUAUAAAAACUUUGGAGGCCAUGGACUUUUUGGAGACAUUUCUAUCAAUGAAUCCAGAUCCAAGUGGACAGGUUGAAUUUCACGAUUUUCUCAGGGUUUUAAGAUUGAAACCUUGUUCUCUGUCGGAAAAGAUAUUUGGAUUCAUUGAUGUGGAGAAGAUCGGUAAAAUAACAUUUAAGCAGUACCUGCUUGGCUCAGCCCACAUCUUGAAGCAGCCACUCUUCAAACAGGCUUGUGAACUAGCCUUUAUUGAAUGUGAUAUUGAUGGGAAGAAUUGCAUUUUGAAGCAAGAGCUAAGAGAUGCAGUUACACUCGCAAUCCCAAAUAUGAGUGAAGAUGAGAUCUCUUUGCUUCAUGGUUUAUUUGAUGUGGACGGCGAUGGAAGAAUCAGCAAAUAUGAUUUCCUCUCGAGUUUAAAAAGACAUCCGUUGCUUAUAGCACUUUUUUCACCCUGGUUAUGGCACAAAGGUUUGACCAUAGCUGAUCAUAGAUAGGUUACUAAAGGAUGUGUUGUAGUGGAUGGAUGAUGGGUAAUGCCCAAAGUUAUAGCUUUUUUGUGAAUGAUUUUGGGGUGUAUUUCUAAGCCAUUUGAAAUGGACGAUGGCAGUCGAAACUUAGUGAUUUUUCUUUCAAUUUCCGUACUCUACAAGAUAAAAGGAGUGUUGAUUGUAUUCACAUAUUAGUAUAGUAUUAUUGCCAUUAGCUGGAUCCUUCACAUUGUGCUUGGUUAUCUGAUGCAGCUGAUUCCCCUGGUUUAGAA